AUGUCUUCAGCCUCAUCUUCUUCGACAAACAGGCAUAGUUCUAGUUCACGAAGAAUUAGAAGUGUUGUAUGUUAUUGUAACCCUCCACAAAGAGCCAAAGAAUUUACGUCUUGGACUAGGAAGAACCCUAACAAAAGAUUCUUAGGUUGCCGUAGUUAUAAUGGUUCUGGAGUUGGUUAUUGUGACUACUUUGAUUGGGUUGAUCCAGAACUACCCGAUGAAAGAUACAAAGAAGCAAUGUAUGAGCUUCAUCAAGUUUCUGAAGGUGUUAGAGAGGCGGAAUUCACAAGAGAGUCUGAGAUUGUGAGUUCGUUAAAACAAGAUUUGGCGGAGCAAAGGAAAAAGACUACUCUUUAUCAAACAUGCUUGAUUGUGAUAUUGUUUUUAAUUGCGAUUUACGUUUUUUUAAUGUAA
Erigeron canadensis is the source of this 414-nucleotide messenger RNA. RefSeq lists its product as uncharacterized. The record is from RefSeq and is a predicted model, not a curated record. Bases 1 to 414 code for a protein of 137 amino acids. Lineage: Eukaryota; Viridiplantae; Streptophyta; Magnoliopsida; Asterales; Asteraceae. The transcript has 2 exons. Gene Ontology annotation, molecular function: zinc ion binding.